This is a messenger RNA of Drosophila yakuba, 1987 nucleotides long. RefSeq names its product transportin-3. Lineage: Eukaryota; Metazoa; Arthropoda; Insecta; Diptera; Drosophilidae. The record is from RefSeq and is a predicted model, not a curated record. Gene Ontology annotation, biological process: protein import into nucleus. The transcript has 2 exons. Bases 168 to 1931 code for a protein of 587 amino acids. Gene Ontology annotation, cellular component: nuclear membrane; cytoplasm.
CUUUUAUUGUCAAUUUUUAAGUAAAUUUUGACUCGUUUUUAGUAACCAUAUUCAACAAUAAUACAGUAUUUCCCACUAAGGAUUUAUAGAAAGUUUGCAAGUUACUAGGCUUUUAUUCAAGUUUUUUUUUAAAUUUAUGAAACAUUUAUUUAAACGAGAUCCGCAGAAUGAGUACAGAGUUUACAAUGGACCAUGUCAUAAAAGCGGUUAAUACGCUUAACUUGGGCAACGUUGUGUGGGCCGAUGAAUACUUGGCCGCUUUUCAGAAAUCGAAUGACACCUGGAUAAUAGCAGAGGAAAUACUAUCCUACAGGCCACCUCAUGACCUGCACAUCAUGACCUUUGCGGCUAUGAGUUUGGCCAAGAAAAUAAAGGAAUGCUUUCAAAAUCUGCGAAAGUCGCAGCUUAUCUCUUUAAAGAAUUGCUUGAUCGAACACCUUAAAUAUGCAGCCAUGAUGCCGGAUUCCAACUCGUUGAUUGUGCAGCUGGGAGUUUGCCUAGCAGCUUUGGGCCUAAUGGUUUCGCAAUGGGACCACGAGCUACAAGACUUUGUGCAGAAGCUAUCAGAAAAACCACAAUACGUGAUGGCACUUUUGGAGGUCCUGAAGGUCGUGCCUGAGGAGACACGGCCAUCGAAUCUUCUGUUGCCAGUCGAGCAACUGGACAUCGUAAUCCAGCAGCUCCGAUUUCAAUCCCCGUAUGUCCUAGAUGUGCUGGAAGGACUUCUGCAGCGACAGGACUUACCAGACGAUGCCCUGUCGAAAUGCCUGGCUGUUUGCGCGUCCUGGACCAAAUUUGGUUUACUUUCACCCAACGAAGUGCUGGAAAGCAAACUGCUUCUAAAAGCGGAAUUUAUUCUAGUUACCCCGCUGGCUAAAGGACAUUUGCAGGCGGCGGAACUCAUUAUGGCCAUGCUCGAACAAUCACUGGUUAGAACUAAUCUGGAUGGGCGUUUGGCCGAUUUGGUCAUCUCCUUGAAACCGGCAUUCAAACGCUCCAUGGGCGACAACCCACUGUUGCAAAACUAUUGCAACAUAUUUGUAAAUCUGUUCAACACACACUUUAAGCUAACUCAAACGAACCCGGAACGACUCGAAGAGCGACUUUUAACCAUCGAGCUAUUGCUACUUAUAGCCGAAAAGUCGCCAGUGGAGGUGAUAGAGGCCUCCUUGGGUAUGUGGUCCUCGAUUUCAGAAGAAGUGCUCCACGACGCCGAUCCCUACAAGUAUUCUGUGUAUCGACCCUACUUCCAGCGUCUUCUGGAUCUACUCUUUCCACGGGCUGCCCUGCCAGCCAGUUAUGAAUUCAUGAUGCCACCAGGAUCGGCGGACAUUCAGCGUUUCCGCGGGCUCAUAGGUGAGGUGCUGUUGGAUAUGGCUCACAUGAUAAAUGCCGAUACCAUGGAGAAGCUGUACAAUAUCGUAGUAGAUGAGCUGAGCCCCUGGACGAAAGUGGAAGCUGGCGUUUUUUUCUUGCGUCACCUGUUGGGAAACAUGAAGAAGCAACAAACUGAUAUAAUCCUAAGCAUUUUAAACAACUUACAAGAUCGUCCGCAGGCUUUCAUACGCCUGCAGCUCCUUGAGCUGAUCUCAAUCCCCGAAACCGUGAGUAUCGAGACCAUCUGGGCUUGUCUGGUCAACGAACUGCGCCGCGCGCAGCCGAUGUUUCCGGCCAUCGAGUGCCGCCUGAAUCUUGUGAUGCCCCACUGGAACUACUUAGUUAUCCUGGCCAUCGAGAUGGACGGUUUCCGCUUGGAGGAGAGCGAGCGGUGUCAGCUUCUGUCCAGUAUCUGUGCCUUGAUCAGGGAACUACCUGCGACGCAUUUCCGUAGAGCAAAGCGGUCAAUGUUUAAUAUCAAGUGGCUCAAGUGUCCUGCCCACACUCAAGCGAAUCGUUUCAAGCUGAUACAGAAUAGUUUUGAACUUAUUUAAAUUACAUUUUGUUACAAUUGUUACAAAUUCAGAUAAAUAUAGCUCAUCAAAAGCAA